AUGAAUGCUUUCUUAAACCGAUUUAAGAAAUUCACAUUGUUUCUAGGAUGUUCAUCCAAUUCAUUGAUGAUUAUUGAUAAAGCUAAGCUGUAUACUAAUAGCGUACAUGGACURAAUUCAUCAGGCGAUCGUGUGGCAGAAUUUUUGAUUGAUCCUGAAAUCAGAGUACUCAAUAAUCUACCAACUUUGCCGUACACUGAAUCUUUCAUGGUUGCAUCUUGUGAUAAUAAUGGACAAAAUUUAUAUGUUACCGACGCAUAUGGCACAAUAUCACAUGUUUUAGCUAGUGCUGUAGGAAGAAAAAGUGAUCUGGUAACAAAUUUUUUGAUUAAAAAUUAUUCAACUGCCAACAAAAGUAUUUUAGGAACCAUAGAGUUUGCUUUGAAGACAUUGUGCAUAAUCACUGAACCAGACGCUAAAUUUAUCGAUGUUUCAGUUACAGCAUUUAAUAGACCAUUCGAAAUGGUUGAUAAAAACAUAAUCAGUCAAUUUUUAUCAAAAAUUGAGUUGUCAAGAAUAGUUAAUGCUGCGGUAAAAAUUGAUGAUAUUAUAUAA
This is a messenger RNA of Diuraphis noxia (Russian wheat aphid), 555 nucleotides long. RefSeq names its product proteasome subunit alpha type-7-like. Lineage: Eukaryota; Metazoa; Arthropoda; Insecta; Hemiptera; Aphididae. Gene Ontology annotation, cellular component: proteasome core complex. The record is from RefSeq and is a predicted model, not a curated record.